AACAACGGGGGAAGGAAAGAAACCGAAGCUGAGAACCCGAGGGCCAACCGGCCAAGAACCAACGUCAACUCGGAAACCGAUACCGAGAAGAGAACAACGAGUUCGCCGAUUUGUCCCGCACACGCGAAUCGCCCACAGGCCACAGCAAUCACCACCUCUAUAAAUUGCCUGCAUCAACUCUAACCCUGAGAAGAAGAGCGAGUCGAGAAUUUACGCUCCUUGAUCUCUUCUUCUCGGGGAAUUCCCCACCCCAGCCGUACUAAUGGAGGCCGCCCAGACCGUCGUCCUUGCCUCGGUUCCGGCCAGCACCGCCGGCGUGCCGCAGCAUAAAAUCCUCGACCUGAAGGUGAUGUCGGCCGAUCCGGCUGUUCAGGCGCCGGCGAGGAAGACCAAGAAGAAGCUGUCCGCCGGCGGCGGCGGGUACGUCCUCGAGGACGUGCCGCACCUCAAGGACUACCUCCCUCACCUCCCCAGCUACCCCAAUCCCCUGCAGAACCACCCCGCCUACUCCGUCGUCAAGCAGUACUUCGUGAAUCCGGGGGACACGGUGUCGAAGAAGAUCGUGGUGCACGAGAGCAGCGCGCGGGGCACGCACUUCCGGCGCGCCGGGCCGCGGCAGCGCGUCUACUUCCAGCCGGGCGAGGUGGUCGCGGCCAUCGUGACCUGCGGCGGGCUCUGCCCGGGGCUCAACACCGUCAUCCGCGAGCUCGUCUGCGGCCUCCACGACAUGUACGGCGUGGGCAGCGUCGUGGGCAUCGAGGGCGGCUACAAGGGCUUCUACGCCCGCAACACGGUGGAGCUCACGCCGCGGUCCGUGAACGGCAUCCACAAGCGCGGCGGCACCGUGCUGCGCGCCUCGCGGGGCGGCCAGGACACGGCGAAAGUCGUGGACAGCAUCCAGGACCGCGGCAUCAACCAGGUGUACAUCAUCGGCGGCGACGGCACCCAGAAGGGCGCCGCGCAAGUCCACGAGGAGGUCCAGCGCCGCGGCCUCAAGUGCGCCGUGGUCGGCGUGCCCAAGACCAUCGACAACGACAUCGCCGUCAUCGACAAGUCCUUCGGCUUCGACACCGCCGUGGAGGAAGCGCAGCGCGCCAUCGAUGCCGCUCACGUCGAGGCCGAGAGCGCCGAGAACGGCAUCGGCGUCGUCAAGCUCAUGGGCCGCAACAGCGGCUUCAUCGCAAUGCACGCCACGCUCGCCAGCCGUGACGUCGACUGCUGCCUCAUCCCGGAGUCCCCCUUCUACCUCGAAGGCAAGGACGGACUCCUUGAGUUCUGCGAGAAGCGGCUGCGGGAGAACGGCCACAUGGUCAUCGUCGUCGCCGAGGGCGCCGGCCAGGACCUCAUCGCCAAGGGCAUGCACCGUGCCGACACCCACGACGCGUCCGGCAACAGGCACCUCCUGGACGUCGGCCUCUGGCUCUCGCAGAAGAUCAAGGAGCACUUCAAGAAGAAGACCAACUUACCCAUCACCCUCAAGUACAUCGACCCGACCUACAUGAUCCGCGCCGUGCCGUCAAACGCCUCCGACAACGUCUACUGCACGCUGCUCGCGCACAGCGCCGUCCACGGAGCCAUGGCCGGCUACACCGGCUUCAUCGUCGCGCCAGUCAACGGCAGGCAUGCCUAUAUCCCCUUCUAUAGGAUCACCGAGAAGCAGAACAAGGUGGUGAUCACCGACCGGAUGUGGGCGAGGGUGCUCUGCUCGACCAAUCAGCCAUGCUUCCUGUCUCACGAGGAUGUUGAGAAGGCGAGGCAGGACGAGGAGGAGCCGCACGUCCCGCUCAUCGAGGGCGAGAACUCGCUAGUCAGGACCUCGCCCAUGUCAAUGUGCAACGGCCAUGGCCACUUCUGAGAUGGCACAGGCUGAGGUGGAAGAGGGUUCACAUAGUUCUGAUGUAAUUGAAGAUGUUCUGUAGAAUUUUUUUGGCUCAUUCUUUCUCUGAAUAGCUACAAUAUGGAGAAGUUUCUCAAAUAGGAGAAAAUACAUGUAUGUUCUUGUGUGCUUCAAAAUAAGCUUUCCCUAGUUUGCAUAUCUUUCCUUGUAAUUAUAGAGCAAACAUAGAUGUUCUUGUAAUGUAGUAAUUGUUUUUUAGGAAAUUUUGAUGGAAUUUCCACCUUAAGAAGCUAGCAAAGCAUGCUGGAGGAACAAUUAGGCUAUUA
This is a messenger RNA of Brachypodium distachyon (stiff brome), 2163 nucleotides long. Its product is annotated as ATP-dependent 6-phosphofructokinase 6. Gene Ontology annotation, cellular component: cytoplasm. The transcript is spliced from 3 exons. Gene Ontology annotation, biological process: glycolytic process; fructose 6-phosphate metabolic process. Gene Ontology annotation, molecular function: ATP binding; 6-phosphofructokinase activity. NCBI's taxonomy places the organism in Eukaryota, Viridiplantae, Streptophyta, Magnoliopsida, Poales, Poaceae. The record is from RefSeq and is a predicted model, not a curated record. The coding region runs from base 263 to 1855 and encodes 530 amino acids.